Molecule: messenger RNA, 2748 nt
Organism: Owenia fusiformis
Lineage: Eukaryota; Metazoa; Annelida; Polychaeta; Sabellida; Oweniidae
Source: the annotation of a GenBank genome assembly
AUGACUUUGGCACGAGGACUUGUUGUGCUGUUAUCUGUUUUAACGUUACACUCCGUGGCGUGUAGAUUUAUCAUUCCAGACCUACCAAACAAACAAUUUGUGAUUCAGGGUGAUCUAAUUUUAGGAGGACUAUUUCCAAUCUCGACAUAUCAUCCGUUUGAACCAUGCGGUGGUGAGAUCGCAUCAGAGGCUAUGAUGCAAUUCGUCGAAGCGAUGGCUAUAACAGUUAAACUAGUUAACCUGCGGAGUGAUAUUCUUCCAAAUGUUACGCUUGGAAUGGCUGUGCUUGACACAUGUGGGAAGGAUACAACAGCUCUCGUCCAAGUGCUUCAUUUCCUACCACAGAACGAAACCGACGAAUGUGCCUCCUCAACGAAUACUUCUACAACGGACGCGGAUGGUUUCUUCGAGGUAGUUGGCGUAGUUGGAGCAUAUAAGAGUACAUCAAGCCUAGAAGUCGCAAAUCUUCUAGGCCCAUUUGAAAUUCCACAGAUGAGCUAUGGAUCUACGAGUGACCUACUGAGUGAUCGAACAAGGUAUCCCUACUUCAUGAGAGUGGUACCACCGGAUCAAUCACAAACCAACGCUAUGAUUGAUUUCAUACAUCAUUUUAAUUGGACGUAUAUCCAUGCUAUUCAUUCCAUCGGGGUGUACGGAGAAGGUGCAGUAGCAAACCUUAGACUCCUGGCAAAGUCAAGGGGUGUUUGUUUAGCGACUGAUAUUCAAGUUAAAGAGGAGUAUACCGACGGAGAAUGGGAAAAUGUUGUGAAUCAAUUACUUGUGGACUCUCGCGCUAAAGUUGUUGUUGUCUAUGCCGGUCCUGACCACGUUCUUGGACUAUUUUCAGCGGCAAAGCGGAUGAAGAUAACUCGCAGGUUUAUCUGGAUUGGAAGUGAUGCUUGGGCAGAGGGAAUUCGAACUAAUAGGUUGAAUGGUUUGAAAGAUAUCAUGCUCGGUGCAUUUACUUUCAAUGUCUUUGCUAAAACCAUUCCCUUAUUUGGAACAUAUUUCAAGGGCUUGAAUCCAAACAACAAUGCUGAAAAUCCUUGGUUCAGUAACUAUUGGGAAUCAUAUUUCAAUUGCACUUUUAGUAAUUCUACGGAAAAGCAGCAAUGUAACACAACAUGGGAAAUCAGUGAAGAUAAUGGUUAUAUGGAGUCGAGAUCUUUAGCAGCGGUGGUUGAUAGUGUUUACGUUUUCGCAAAUGCUUUGGACAAGAUCAUCAAGAAUACAUGUCCGGGUUUGGAUCCCUUAGCAACGAGAAAUUGCAUUAAUGGCCCGACAUUGUAUCAAUAUCUACGCAAUUCAUCGUACGACGGAAAUCUCGGUGAAAUUGAAUUUGAUCGAAACGGUGAUGUGAUUGGAACGUAUGACAUUGAACAAAUCUACAUUGAUAACAACACCGGGGGAUUCGAACAAGAUGUCGUUGCGAGGUGGUUUGCAAAAACUAGCAAUUUAUCAUUUUUGGUAAAUAUCACUGAUAUACCAUGGUACCUUGAUACACCAGCGAGUACAGCAAUUCCAAAGUCAAUCUGCAGUGAUCCAUGUGAUUUUGGGUUUUAUUACGUUCGGCAAGAUCUCGCGUGCUGUUGGGAUUGCAAGAAAUGUCGCGAGAACGAGAUCGUAACGCUUAAUCAAACCGAUUGUGAAACAUGUCCGAUUUAUUAUUGGCCAAAUGGAAAUUUUACAAAAUGCGAUCCAAUAGAACCCGAUUAUAUGCGAUGGUAUGACCCUGAAGCAAUCAUGCUUGUAGCCUUUGCAAGUCUUGGAAUCGCUGCCACGUUAACAGUUCUCGGGUUCUUUAUAAAGCAUAGAGAACACAAGCUCAUCAAGGCCUCGAGCAGAGAGCUUUGUUACAUAAUGUUGGUCGGUAUGCUGAUUGGCUAUGGAACAGUGUUUGGGUUCAUCACUCCACCUGUAGACAUAAAUUGCUACUUAGAUCAUUUUGGAUUCAGCCUCGGUUUCGCGUGGGUAUACGCCCCAUUACUAACCAGGACCAAUAGGAUUUACAGAAUUUUUGACGCCGGAAAGAAAUCAACCAAACGGCCGAGUAUAAUUGGUUCUCGAUCACAGGUUGUCAUAGCGACUGUACUUAUUACAAUUCAGGUGGUCAUAAGUUUCAUUACUGCAGUUAUAACGCCACCUGAGAUCGGCCUGUCGAUGCCUCUAAUCACAGAGAAAUACGUGGAACUCAGUUGUGAUAUGCCAUUGUCGAGCCUCCUAACGUCACUGUCAUAUAAUAUAUUGUUGGUUCUUCUAUGUGCUUUCUACGCCUUUAAGACAAGAAAACUCCCCGAUAACUUCAACGAGAGCCGUUUCAUAUCUAUGUGUGUAUACACCACACUCGUCAUCUGGUGCGCCCUCAUUCCUAUCUACUUCACGACAACCAUUGGGAAGGGGUUCCUGAAAAUCAUUAUCCUCUCGCUUGCGUUGCUACUGAACUGCACAGUUGCACUCGUUAUGUUCUUUGUCCCUAAGAUCUAUGCCUUGUUGUGUAUCAGUGAAGAAGCGAUUCAGUAUGCCGAGACCCAGCAACAACCAGGUGGCGCUGUACGCCCUUUAAAUGAAACGAAUAUGAAAGCAUCGUCAUCUGUUGAACCUUUCAAAGAGCGUUCGUCGAUCCUGGCGUCGUUAAGACCUCCACAGCCACGAAGUCCAUGAUUGUACAAUGGCAUACAGAAGAAAUAAACAUUGAAGCAAGAAUAUAUAGACCUCUCUCGGUAGAUCAAAACCUACAUCUAUACCAUU